Messenger RNA from Daucus carota subsp. sativus, 832 nucleotides. RefSeq names its product calmodulin-7. Gene Ontology annotation, molecular function: calcium ion binding. The transcript is spliced from 2 exons. The coding region runs from base 136 to 585 and encodes 149 amino acids. Lineage: Eukaryota; Viridiplantae; Streptophyta; Magnoliopsida; Apiales; Apiaceae. The record is from RefSeq and is a predicted model, not a curated record.
CGGACAUACAAGGCCUGGGCCUACUUUUACUAAUCUCCUCCUCCAUUUCCUCAUUUACAUAUUUUAUUUAUCAUCUCUCUCGUCUCUUUCUCUCUGCAUCUCUCUCUCGUUAUCUUUUGCAGAAAAUUCAAAGAAAUGGCGGAUCAGCUCACAGACGAUCAGAUCUCUGAGUUCAAGGAAGCUUUCAGCCUGUUUGACAAGGACGGCGAUGGCUGCAUUACUACCAAGGAACUUGGGACUGUGAUGAGGUCGCUAGGACAGAACCCUACUGAGGCGGAACUUCAAGAUAUGAUUAACGAAGUGGAUGCUGAUGGUAAUGGAACCAUUGACUUCCCGGAGUUCCUAAAUCUCAUGGCCAGAAAAAUGAAGGAUACUGAUUCUGAGGAGGAACUUAAGGAGGCAUUCCGAGUUUUUGAUAAGGAUCAGAAUGGCUUCAUUUCUGCUGCUGAGCUGCGUCAUGUUAUGACCAACCUUGGGGAGAAGCUCACUGAUGAAGAAGUUGAUGAAAUGAUACGAGAAGCUGAUGUGGAUGGUGAUGGCCAGAUCAACUAUGAAGAAUUUGUUAAGGUGAUGAUGGCCAAGUGAUGAGUGCUACAAGGGAUCCAAAACAUUUUCGUAUAAAAGUGAAUUUGAAGAAAAAAAAUGAGAAAAAUCUGAACAGGGUUUUUUUAUUUAGUAUAAUGGAUUCUGGGUACCUUGUUCACCAUUUUACAUAAUGGUUUUAAGUCAAACUUGUAAGGGUAUUUAGCGGUUUGUUGCUAUGGUGGUGGUGGAAUAUUCUGUUUCCUUUUGUGUUGUGAUUUGAAUUUAAUAUUAGCAGGUUUUAAAGUUA